CCGCGGGCGCGGCCAGGGCGGGGCGCGCGGCGUGUCCCUCCGCGGGCGUGUACCUCUGCCCGCGCGGCCCGGCACAGCGAGGCGGGAGUCGGCUCCAGACCGCGGUGGUCCUAAGGCGGCCAGCUCCAUGCUGAAACCCAAGUCACCUGCUGCUCUUCUCUCAGGAAGCUCACAAACGGCCGCUUCAAAACCCAGGCAUGGUGGGGCAAGCCUGGCAGCCUAGCAGUGGGACAGCCUAGAGAAGAGGACCCUGGGGUGCUGGCAUCCAGUUCUGAGCAGGUGUUGGAAGUCCACUAAGAGGACCAGAGAGGAGACGCCUAGACGGCCUCUGGGUGACCACAGCAUCUCUCCCUCCGUGGUCUCUGCUUCGCCUUCUGAGACACAAGUGCCACCAAGAUGUCCAACCCAUUUCUGAAGCAAGUGUUCAACAAGGACAAAACGUUCCGGCCUAAGCGCAAGUUCGAGCCUGGAACACAGCGCUUUGAGCUCCACAAGCGUGCACAGGCGUCGCUGAACGCAGGACUGGACCUGCGGCUGGCGGUGCAGCUGCCACUAGGUGAGGACCUCAACGACUGGGUGGCUGUGCAUGUGGUGGACUUCUUCAACCGUGUCAACCUCAUUUACGGCACCAUCAGUGACGGCUGCACCGAGCAGUCGUGCCCGGUCAUGUCCGGGGGCCCCAAGUAUGAGUACCGCUGGCAGGACGAGCAGCGCUUCCGGAAGCCCACGGCGCUCUCCGCGCCCCGCUACAUGGACCUGCUUAUGGACUGGAUUGAGGUGCAGAUCAACAACGAGGACAUCUUCCCCACCAAUGUCGGCACACCAUUCCCUAAGAACUUCCUGCAGGCGGUGCGCAAGAUCCUGUCGCGGCUGUUCCGCGUGUUCGUGCACGUGUACAUCCACCACUUCGACCGCAUAGCGCAGAUGGGCUCCGAGGCGCACGUCAACACCUGCUACAAGCACUUCUACUACUUUGUCACCGAGUUCAACCUCAUCGACCCCAAGGAGCUGGAGCCCCUGAAGGAGAUGACCUCACGGAUGUGCCACUGAGGCCCCCUGGCCACCAGGACUCAGGAAGACAGCUUGGGCGCCCCUGUCAGCUUUGUUCAGCCUGGGUCUCAGGAGCGUUACCCUGAAUGCCGCUAUCAGAGGAACAGAGGGACUCUGGCUCCUCCCUCAUCUCUGACCUGUGCUGGACUUGAAAUCUGCAAUACUGCAUCCUCUCGGCCACCGGGCUCACACCGUGUCUGUGCCACAGCCUCUGGCAGGAGGCAGGAUCCGGAGCCAUUGCCAACUACCCCCUUGUCCGGUCUCCAUGCCUGUCCAGCCUUGCCCCAUGGCCUUAGUAUGUGUGGCCACAGCUCUGUCCCCUUCUUCCUAGCCUGGAAGGAAGGUGGCAUCCGGUCUCCUCUGCAGAGCCACACUCUGUGUGGUGACCACAUGGAUGCCCAGCUGCCACACAUCUAAAGAUGUAAUAAUGAGCCAUGUUCUCCACUGCCCAGCUCUGCCCUCUGCUUGUAUUUCUGGACAUCACGCAUUGCCAGAACUUUCCACUCAUUCCGCCUGGUCCUACUGCCUGGCGCCCUCUCCAACCCCCACCCCGCGGGCAGGAUUCCCAGUGUGGAGUGUUCUGAGGUGCCUUUGCAGAACCAGGAGGGUACAGGUGCUGCAUGCAGCGAUCUCGGAACUCUGGAGGCAGAUGUAGGAGGAGUGCUGCAAAUUCAAGGCCCCUCUGGCCUCCACACUGAGAGUCAGGCCUUUCAGGGUCUCAUAACAAGAUGAUCUUAGCCGGGCCGUGGUGGCGCACGCCUUUAAUCCCAGCACUUGGGAGGCAGAAGCAGGCGGAUCUCUGUGAGUUCGAGACCAGCCUGGUCUACAAGAGCUAGUUCCAGGACAGCCAGAGAUAUUACACAGAGAAACCCUGUUUAAAAAAACAAACAAACAACAAAAAAAAAAGGUGUGACCUCAACCCUCAUGUGAAAGCCAGGUAUGGUGGCAUUUGUCAUCCCAGCUUCGGUCAUAUCCUCCGGCUUCUACAUCCCAAGUGUGCAGAUUAAAAAGGAUGUCAGACACAACACCCAGUCCAUUCAGAAAUGUCUGUGUUUUGUUUCAGUUUUUGAGACAGGAUCUCAGACUAUCCCUGGCAGACCUGGGACUCAUUACGUAGCCCAGACUGGCUUCAGACUCCCAGAUCUACCUACCUCUGCCUCCCCAGCACUGGGAUUCAAGACAUGCCCUUCUGGAGAUCUUAGAGAAAAAGUUUAGCCUGUUUCUAGUGGCUGCCCAGUCCAACCAGAAUCCAGGAAUGAAUUUUCACAUUGUUUCCAGCAUCUGCUGAGGUCAGCAGUUCCUAGGGGGUCGCAACAGGGGCAUUCCUUCGAUGGCAGCCUGUUGUGACCCUAGGGGCCACAGGACCAAACUUCCAUGGACUCCUCUCUACCAUGCCAUGGAGGACAUAGCAGGGUGUGACUGCAGUCUUUGACCCUCUGGCCUUUCCCUUGAGACCUGUGCACUGUGAAGACCCCAGGGAAUUCUGGUAAUUUUCCCAAAUCUGUGAGGCUGUCACUGAACCAAAUGAGCACAGUUAGCAAGAAGUCAAUGCCCAAGCCCUUCAAAGCCUGAUGCUGCAGCCCUGGAAGGACCCAAGGACGAACCCUCAAGGCUUGAUGGAAUGUAUCUCCCACCUACCUACAAGACUGGGCCACCGUGCCAAAUCCCAGCAGCCCACACACCAGCCCAGGAAGGGGUCCAUACUGCCUCAUCCAUCCCACCUCAAUUCAAGCCUAAGAAUAAA
Molecule: messenger RNA, 2794 nt
Organism: Chionomys nivalis (European snow vole)
Lineage: Eukaryota; Metazoa; Chordata; Mammalia; Rodentia; Cricetidae
Gene: Mob3a
Product: MOB kinase activator 3A
Exons: 6
Coding region: 397-1050 (217 amino acids)
Biological process (GO): positive regulation of protein phosphorylation; signal transduction
Cellular component (GO): cytoplasm; nucleus
Molecular function (GO): protein kinase activator activity
Source: RefSeq, a predicted model, not a curated record